AUGGGGGGUGGACAGAAAAAAGGGACGGUGACUCCUCAUGAGCACAAUCCACGCUCAAGAUCUAAAAAGAGGACCAAAUCGGGUAAGAAAACAAAGAUGAAGAAGAAAAAUAAGAGAGAUUUAGAGGAACUGAAGAAGGAAGUGAUCAUGGAUGAUCACAAGUUAACCUUGGAAGAGCUGAGUGCCAAGUAUUCCGUGGACCUAACAAAGGGCCUUAGCCCCCAAAAGGCAAAGGAAAUCCUGCUUAGAGAUGGACCCAACACACUUACGCCACCUCCCACCACUCCAGAAUGGAUCAAAUUCUGUAAACAACUGUUUGGUGGCUUCUCCCUCCUCCUGUGGACUGGGGCCAUUCUCUGCUUCGUGGCCUACGGUGUCCAGUUACAUUUCCAAAAGGAGUCUACGAAAGACAAUGUGUACCUGGGCUGCGUAUUAGUCCUGGUGGUGGUCAUCACUGGCUGUUUUUCCUACUACCAGGAGUCCAAGAGCUCCAAGAUCAUGGAAUCCUUUAAGAACUUGGUGCCACAGCAAGCGCUAGUAAUUCGAGGAGGACAGAAGAUGCAGAUUAACGUACAAGAAGUGGUGUUGGGAGACCUGGUAGAAGUGAAGGGUGGAGAUCGAAUCCCUGCUGACCUCCGGAUUAUCUCUUCGCAAGGAUUUAAGGUAGACAACUCAUCCUUGACUGGGGAGUCAGAACCCCAGACUCGGUCCCCUGAAUUCACCCAUGAGAACCCUCUGGAGACACGAAACAUCUGCUUCUUUUCCACCAACUCUGUGGAAGGGACAGCUCAGGGUAUUGUCAUUGCAACAGGAGACUCCACAGUGAUGGGCCGAAUUGCUUCCCUGACAUCAGGCCUGGCAGUGGGCCAGACCCCCAUUGCUGCUGAGAUUCAACACUUCAUCCAUCUGAUCACUAUGGUGGCCAUCUUCCUUGGUGUCAGUUUUUUUGCGCUAUCACUCAUUUUGGGCUACAGCUGGCUGGAGGCUGUCAUUUUUCUUAUUGGCAUCAUUGUGGCCAAUGUGCCUGAGGGGCUGUUGGCCACAGUCACUGUGUGCCUGACCCUGACAGCCAAGCGCAUGGCAAAGAAGAACUGCCUGGUGAAGAACCUGGAGGCGGUGGAGACGCUGGGCUCCACGUCCACCAUCUGCUCGGACAAGACCGGCACCCUCACCCAGAACCGCAUGACGGUCUCCCACUUGUGGUUCGAUAGGGUCGUGUAUGAGGCUGACACCAGCGAAGAACAGACUGGGAGAUCAUUUGCCAAAGGCUCAGAAACCUGGUUUAUCCUGGCCAGAAUCGCUGGCCUCUGCAACCGGGCUGACUUUAAGCCUCAGCAGGAGACCGUGCCCGUGGCUAAGAGGGCAACAACGGGUGAUGCCUCUGAGUCAGCCCUCCUCAAAUUCAUCGAGCAGUCUCACGGUUCUGUGGCGGAGAUGAGAGAAAAAUACCCAAAGGUGGCAGAGAUUCCCUUCAAUUCUACCAACAAAUACCAGAUGUCCAUCCACCUUCUACGGGAAGGUGAUUCCUAUUCCCAUGUGCUGCUGAUGAAGGGUGCUCCAGAGAGGAUCUUGGAUUUCUGUACCAGUAUCCUUCUGGAUGGGCAGGAGUACCCACUGAACAACGAUAUGAAGGAAGAAUUCCACAACGCCUACUUCCAGCUGGGCGGCCUGGGGGAGCGUGUGCUAGGAUUUUGCUUCUUGAAUCUGCCUAGCAGUUUCUCCAAGGGAUACCAUUUCGAUACAGAUGAGAUGAAUUUUCCCAUGGAUAACCUCUGCUUUGUGGGCCUUAUAUCCAUGAUUGACCCUCCCCGAGCUGCAGUGCCAGAUGCUGUGAGCAAGUGUCGCAGUGCAGGGAUUAAGGUGAUCAUGGUUACGGGAGAUCAUCCCAUUACAGCCAAGGCCAUUGCGAAGGGUGUGGGCAUCAUCUCGGAAGAUUCUGAGACAGUAGAGGACAUUGCUGCUCGGCUUAGGAUCCCUGCCAGCCAAGUCGAUCCCAGGGCUGCCAAAGCCGUAGUGGUGCACGGCUCGGAGCUGAAGAAUUUAAACUCAGAGCAGCUUGACCAGAUCCUCCUAAACCACACUGAGAUUGUGUUUGCUCGGACUUCCCCUCAGCAGAAGCUUAUCAUUGUAGAGGGGUGUCAGAGACUGGGAGCCAUCGUGGCUGUGACAGGGGAUGGGGUGAAUGACUCCCCUGCGCUGAAAAAGGCUGACAUUGGUGUUGCCAUGGGCAUCACUGGCUCUGACGUGUCUAAGCAGGCAGCCGACAUGAUCCUGCUGGAUGACAACUUUGCCUCCAUCGUCACGGGGGUGGAGGAGGGCCGCCUCAUCUUUGACAACCUGAAGAAAUCCAUCGCCUACACCCUGACCAGCAACAUCCCUGAGGUCAGCCCCUUCCUGAUAUUCAUCGUCCUCAGUGUGCCCUUGCCUCUGGGCACCAUAACUAUCCUCUGCAUCGACCUGGGCACCGACAUGCUCCCUGCCAUCUCCUUGGCUUAUGAGCCGGCUGAGAGCGACAUCAUGAAGAGGCUCCCACGGAACCCAAAGAAGGAUAAGCUGGUCAACCAGCGUCUCAUUGGCAUGGCCUAUGGACAGAUCGGGAUGAUACAGGCUGUGGCUGGAUUCUUCACCUACUUUGUGAUCCUGGCCGAGAAUGGUUUUAAGCCUAGGGAUCUGCUGGGCAUCCGCCUCUUCUGGGAAGAUCGAAGCUUGAAUGACCUGGAGGACAGCUAUGGGCAGCAGUGGACCUACGAGCAGCGCAAGGUGGUGGAGUUCACGUGCCAAACGGCCUUCUUUGUCAGCAUCGUGAUCGUGCAGUGGGCUGACCUCAUCAUCUGCAAGACCCGCCGCAACUCGGUCUUCCAGCAGGGCAUGCUAAAAAACAAGGUCCUAUUAAUUGGGCUGCUGGAGGAGACACUGCUGGCUGCUUUUCUGUCCUACACACCUGGCAUGGCCUUGGCCAUGCGCAUGUACCCACUCAAGCUAAUGUGGUGGGUCUGUGCCAUUCCCUACAGCUUUCUUAUCUUUGCCUAUGAUGAAACCAGAAGAUACUUCAUUCGCCGAUGGCCUGGUGGCUGGCUGGAGAGGGAGACGUACUACUAA
This is a messenger RNA of Otolemur garnettii (small-eared galago), 3099 nucleotides long. RefSeq names its product ATPase Na+/K+ transporting subunit alpha 4 (gene ATP1A4). Gene Ontology annotation, cellular component: membrane. Bases 1 to 3099 code for a protein of 1032 amino acids. Gene Ontology annotation, molecular function: P-type sodium:potassium-exchanging transporter activity; ATP hydrolysis activity; ATP binding. The record is from RefSeq and is a predicted model, not a curated record. NCBI's taxonomy places the organism in Eukaryota, Metazoa, Chordata, Mammalia, Primates, Galagidae. The transcript has 22 exons. Gene Ontology annotation, biological process: intracellular potassium ion homeostasis; intracellular sodium ion homeostasis; sodium ion export across plasma membrane.